Molecule: messenger RNA, 1026 nt
Organism: Cyphomyrmex costatus
Lineage: Eukaryota; Metazoa; Arthropoda; Insecta; Hymenoptera; Formicidae
Product: zinc finger protein 28
Exons: 5
Coding region: 1-1026 (341 amino acids)
Biological process (GO): regulation of transcription by RNA polymerase II
Cellular component (GO): nucleus
Molecular function (GO): RNA polymerase II cis-regulatory region sequence-specific DNA binding; DNA-binding transcription activator activity, RNA polymerase II-specific
Source: RefSeq, a predicted model, not a curated record
AUGGCAAAGCAUUUCAAUGACGAACGUUUCAAGGCUAAUAAGGACCUAUAUACUGGAGGUGAAUCAUACAAAUGCGGAACGUGUAAUAAAGAGUUUAAGAACAAAACACAUUUACAUCUCCAUGAAAUGACUCAUACAGGCGAAAAACCUUAUCAAUGUGAAUUUUGUGAAAAUAAAUUUCGCCAAAAAUGUCACCUAAAAAGUCACAUGGUGGCAAAGCAUUUCAAUGACGAACGUUUCAAGGCUAAUAAGGACCUGUAUACCCGAGGUGUAUCAUACAAAUGCGCAACAUGUAAUAAAGAGUUUAAGAACAAAUCACAUUUACAUCUCCAUGAUAUGACUCAUACAGGCGAAAAACCUUAUCAAUGUGAAUUUUGUGAAAAUAAAUUUCGCCGAAAAGAUUACCUAAGAAGUCACGUGAUGGCAAAGCAUUUCAAUGAUGAACGUUUCAAGGCUAAUAAGGACCUGUAUACCCGAGGUGUAUCAUACAAAUGCGCAACAUGUAAUAAAGAGUUUAAGAACAAAUCACAUUUACAUCUCCAUGAUAUGACUCAUACAGGCGAAAAACCUUAUCAAUGUGAAUUUUGUAAAGAUAAAUUUCGCCGAAAAUAUCACCUAAAAAGUCACAUGGUGGCAAAGCAUUUCAAUGAUGAACGUUUCAAGGCUAAUAAGGACCUAUAUACUGGAGGUGUAUCAUACAAAUGCACAACAUGUAAUAAAGAGUUUAAGAAAAAAACGAAUUUACAUAGCCAUGAAAUGACUCAUACAGGCGAAAAAAAUUAUCAAUGUGAAUUUUGUGAAAACAAAUUUCGCCGAAAAUAUCACCUAAGAAGUCACAUGGUGGCAAAGCAUUUCAAUGAUGAACGUUUCAAGGCUAAUACGGACCUAUAUACUGGAGGUGUAUCAUACAAAUGCGCAACAUGUAAUAAAGAGUUUAAGGACAAAACGCAUUUACGUAACCAUGAAAUAACUCAUACAGGCAAAAAACCUUAUAAAUGUGAAUUUUGUGAAGAUAAAUUUGAGUGA